Rhea pennata is the source of this 1263-nucleotide messenger RNA. RefSeq names its product leucine rich single-pass membrane protein 1 (gene LSMEM1). Lineage: Eukaryota; Metazoa; Chordata; Aves; Rheiformes; Rheidae. Bases 312 to 788 code for a protein of 158 amino acids. The transcript is spliced from 4 exons. The record is from RefSeq and is a predicted model, not a curated record.
AAAAGGUUAAUGAAAUAUUUGUUACCAGAAACAAAUCUUCCAAUUAUCUAUUAUAGGAUAUUAUAGUGGUUCCAAUAUAAUAGAGGUCUGUGUGUGCUGAUUUCUUUUUGGAAGCCAGUCUACUUAGCCAAGAAGAACGCUAAAUAUAGACCGAAAGGGACAGUCUGUUUCAUAGCUGCAUUCAUGCAGGAGCUGACAGGUUCUCAUGGGUCUAAAAGUAGAGAAAGAGCAGCACACAUUUUCUUCUGGUGAUUGUUACUGGCUGAUAUCUUCCAUACUGGCAAAUUAGCUCAGCGUGGUUAUGUUAUAUAAUGGAGAGGCCUUCUUUGGAAAUUAACCUGCCCAAUACUCCUGAAGAGGGAAAACUUUAUGUAGUUGAUUCCUUAAAUAACCUAAACAAACUAAACGUUUGUCCAGAUGAAUCCCAACAUGUGCUAGAUGAAGAAGAUGAGAACACUGGUGGUACUGGAGAACACAUGGCAUGGAGCAACAUAAGAAACCAAUGUUUGUUCUUCGUCACCUUGAUUCUUUCUUUGAUUGUCAGUUUGGCACUUGUUUCAUUUGUAAUAUUCUUAAUAAUUCAAACCAGGAAUAAGAUGGACCAACUAUCAAGCAGACUAGUAUCUGAAAAGAAAAACAUAGAAGAGCUUAAGAAAAUGAACAAUAUGAUAUUAAAGUUUCUAAAUCAAUCAGGAAUUAAGGAAAAGGAGAGCGACUUCUUCACACCAACUCCUGAUCUUCAUGAGUACUUAUUCACUCAUGCUGAGCUGAAAAUCCCUGGAGAAUAGAUCUUCUUCGGAAUGAAAUUCAGUAUCACUAUUUUCAUGCACUCAAAUAUUUGUACACAUGACACAGAGGUUGCUUAAACAUUCUGAUGUGUUUACAGGAACACUAGAAAAGACUAGAAAGAAUGAAAAAAUAUUAGAAAAUUAUAUUUGAUCCUGUUUUAUGUGAACAUAGAUUAUCAAAACUAAGCCUACAUCAUUUACACUGAGCAGUGGAUUGACAAAAAAUUUUCAGAAGUGUUCCAGAUUCCCUGUAUAUCAUAAAUUGCAGGGCUAGGGACUUAGUUUUACUUUAAAUAUAAGUGAAUGAUCACAUAAAAUAGUGAUUUUUUUAUUCAAAUGAUUCCAGCAAGUCUUUAUUCACUUAAUCAUUUUCCUGUGUCUCAGGAACAAUUGUGUUUGCUUGUUUAUUAUCUGUAUUUGAGAGUAACUGAGAAUUCCAUAACUUACUAAUAAAUAAAUCCCAUUCUGCAAUGGA